AUGGAAGGCCAGUCGGGCUUCGAUUCGGUGCCAAAUGACGAUGAUCAUGGCUACCACGCGUCCUCUGGCCAUGUGCGAAUUCCAUACCCCUCGAUCGGACCACUGGCGCCUCCUCCCCCUCCUCCUGUCAACUUCCACCCAGGAAUUCAUCUUGCUCCGCAGCACGGUGUUGGCGUUGGCAGCAUGAACAUGAACGGGUUGACCAUGGCUGGGAUGAAUGGGGCUAUGCCUGCAACACCAAUCCUGACCAUGCCGACACCCUCAGUUCCAAAUUUCUACAUCCCAAACAACGACCCCUUCUCAGCAGGCGUUGUUUAUCAAGCACCACCGCCGUUGCCAGCGAGUCAACCUGUUCCUCUUCGCAUCAUGACGGAUCCGGCAGUACCCUUUGACCCAAAUACACCGCCACCGUUUGCUGAUCGAGCUCAGCUGCUGAUGCCACGCCGUCAUGGUGUGCUCAAGAUCAUGAAUUCGUUCGCAAAUGGGACUCGUGCUCACCAUGUCCCAUGUUGCCCCCCUCAGAUCCCCUACACGAUCAGCGUCGCCGAGAUGCAGCAGUUCAUCUGCAAGUACAUCCCCUCGAACCACCUGAUCGAGCCGCACGUGUCCGGGUACCCAAUCCACAUCAUCAUGGAACGCUCGACUGGAAAGACGAUGGAUUGCUACGUCGAGCUCACGGCGCCACGCACGGCCGAGCAAGAUUGGGAACACGGCUUCGGGCUGAAGCUCAUGCGCAUCCCCAAGAUUGGCCAGCGCAAUGUCGAGGUUUUCUUGAGUAACCAGGGCGAGUUGAUGAAGGACAUGUUCCCCCGCGCAAAGUGCAUCCACUUUGACAGUGAGCAGUAUGGCUCCCCCAAGUUGGUGCCGAACCGCGACAUCUUCUCGUCGGGUUACAAGGGCUUCAUGACCAACGAGGAACUCACCUGCAUGUCCCAAUUCGCGAAUCGGAGCAUGCAACGCACCUUUGAGAGUAUGAUCAGUACUUUGUACAAGUUCCCUUGGUUUUCCGUCAGACUCUACACCGUCCGUCAGGUCAUGGCCAUGUUCGACGCGUAUAAGAAGCAACUUGACGUGCUGAUUGUCAAAGUCGACUCUUCCAGAGGCAUUCCUCGCGAAGUCGGUCUGGACAACAAACUGUUGAUGGAUUUCGUCUUUGCCGGCCUCAACGCCCCCGGCUUCUCCGAGCGCCAGCGUGCAGACAUCGUCGAGUCCUCUCAGGCGUUGUCGUGUGGGUUCCGCAUCAGCAAGCAUGCCCGUUACUGGCCAUUUCAGACCUUGUCUGUCCACCCUACCCAUUUGUCGGACCAGGACAUUGGAAUGUGGUUUGAAAUCUUGAACAUCGGCAUGGGUGUCAUGGAGUCGCAGACCCGCAAACUCAUCGGCAUCGAGCCAUAUCUCGAAGUCGUCCGUGAUUCGGAGGGCCAUAUCUUGUUCAUGCCUACCGAGGUCGGUCUCGAUCUGAAGCGUGCACAAUUCUCCGUGUUGGAGACGCGAAUCAUGGCCGACAUGAUCAAGGUUGGCUGGAACGCUUACAUGGGCCAGAUGGGCGUUGACCCACCGACACCCGUGCAUCAGCAGUAUCCUGGUACAGGCCACUUCAACAACGACUUCACCGUUGGUGCCGCUCAUGUCGACCCUGUCAAUCCAUUCACUGGCACUGGAAGCAGCAACAAUGGUCAAGAAUCUGGUUCCGGCGUCCCCACCGCGAAUUCCCUCAGCGGUCAAGAUCAGUAUUCUUCUGAUGGGUGGAAUGCAGACGAUGUUCUCUAUGAAGAGGACGGCAUUGAAGAAGGAGAAUACGCCGACAAUAUUGACGAUCCGGAGCAGGCACUCAAGGCCAUGCGCGAAGUGCUCAGACAGGUUGGUGAAGCUCCACCGUCAGAUCAGCAAGUCCCCAUGCACAGACAGGGUGCGUAUGAUGCAGAGACCCAGGGGUUGGGAGCUGGUUUGCAGAACAUUGAGUUGGCCGGCAUCAGCAACAGUAACGCCACCAAUGGGCCUGGUCCUACGAUUGUCGGAGAGCUCCCUCAGCAGCGCACCGCCCGUUCGGGCACUGUUCUCAAGCAGCCGUUCAAUCCAGAGUCUCCAGCAUUCGAGCCCCCGGCGGGUUGGAAGCAGCGACAUCGUCAUAAUCCCAGCAACUCGGACUCUACCUUGGGCACCGGCACUGUCUUUGGCGGCGCAGGCUUGGGAAACGGUGACUUUACCUCUCCGCAGAGAAUCAGCACUGCUCGGAACAAUAACAACAAAGGCAAAGGUAAAGAACCAGCUACCACCACCACUGCUGGUGGAGGAAUCCGCCUUCAACCUGCUGCAGCAAUCUUUGGGCCGCCUCUGAACGUUGCUUUUGGUCGAACUGAUGCCGCUGCUGAGCAGCCGAGCUUGUUUCAAGGACCCAACAACUAUCGUGAGCGUCGCGGUGUUACCAUUCGUUCUCCUGACGACGGAAACUUCUUCGCAACCUUGCAACCCACUUCUGCUCUUGACGCCAGUGUCGCCAACACCAACCGUGCCGACGGCAUCGACGAAUUCUUGGAUGGUCUCUUUGGCGAAACUACAACCCAAGCUGAGCGUGCGGCUAUGCGUAGUCCAGUCAUGACUCCGACCAACAGUCCAACAACUGCGAGGGGCUCUCCUUUGCGACGCAUCAUGGGUCGUGUGCCUUCGGCUGGUAUCGGUCCUAUCGAAGAAGAUGACGAGGAUGACGAGGUCGUCAGCAGGUCGGGGGUGGCGGCGCCUCACUCUUCUCCAAACUACACCCGCUACUCGGACGCGUCGUCCAGCCCAGACAUGGCGGUGGUCCGUGGGCCCCCCGAGGAUCGUGGCCCCGGUUCCGGCUGGGAAGGUUACUCGCCAGUUCCUCAGACUGACUACUCACCCAAGCGAGGCCCUCGCCGUCUCACCACGCCCGGCUUCGGCACCCAUCUUGUCGGAUCUCCAUAUCCUCAGCGCAUCACCAAUAGCGAAACCACUGCUGUCGAGCGCAGUUACCGCCUGCAUGGCCAGCGCCUCCAGCUCCACAUUGAUGAGACGAUUGACGAAGAACCCGAAUCUUGA
Messenger RNA from Fonsecaea monophora, 3057 nucleotides. RefSeq lists its product as hypothetical. The transcript is spliced from 4 exons. NCBI's taxonomy places the organism in Eukaryota, Fungi, Ascomycota, Eurotiomycetes, Chaetothyriales, Herpotrichiellaceae. Bases 1 to 3057 code for a protein of 1018 amino acids. The record is from RefSeq and is a predicted model, not a curated record.